UUAGAUAUUUCGAAAAAACGAUAGAAACGCGACAUAGAAUGAAGAAAUUGUUGUCUAGUUAUGCACAUGGCACAUACAUUGUUAAUUACUACAUUUUUAAUUCAAUCAUUUUUUUUUGAAUCUUGCUUUGAUCAAAAAAACAAGAAAUUUCAAAAACGCUAAUCGGGUGGUUGUAAAAGAAAGAUGAAGACGACGUCAUCUUUCACUCACAUGUUUGUGGCAUUCAAGAUGGCGGCGGAUACUCCGCAUAUUUCUUGUGGACGUGACUUCUUCUCCGUCCCUGAUUUAUCACAAGCAUUAAACUCUAGCGCUUCAGAUAAAUUUCACUUUAUUUGCCUGCCAAUUGCUCACCCACGAUUUAAACGAGAAUUCAUUAAACCAGUGUGUCUGAGAAGUCGACCUUUUACGAGGUCAGACCUCCUGUUACCUAGUCAAGAUUGGAAUACGCUUGUGGUUGGCAAGGUCUCACCAUGGAUAAACACAGACUCGAAUAACGAUGUUGAAAGAAAGAACUCAGAACAAGCAUUACUUCAGGAGAUAGCCUAUGCUGUUCACCUUGGUCUACCUGCAAUUUUGGUCAAUCUUACAAAACAACCUUGUACGAAUCUUGCGGCCAUCAUCAAUGGGAUCUGCUUUGAUUCUCAUGUACAACAGUUUUGGAUUCGAGUGCCAAUGAAGAGCCCGGCCAAUGAAAUCGACAGGUCCUUAUUUGAAGAUGGAAAAAUUAGUAAGAAAUCCGAAGAAGAUAGCGACACGUGGGAAUGGUGGAAUUCCUUCAGAACAUUAUGUCACAACACUAGAAAAGUUGGACUUGCUCUUGAAAUCAGCAAUGAAUUGCCAACUGAGAAAGAAAUCAAGCGAUGGCUUGGCGAACCAAUCAGGACGUUGAUUAUACCUACAAGAAUUUUUUUGACCAAUAAGAAAGGUUAUCCAGUUCUUUCCAGAUCGCAUCAACAAUUUAUUAGACAUUUAUUUAAGUUCAAUGUGCAGUUCGUCAUAUCCGGAUCAAAUAAGAUGCGGAAUAAAGGAAUGAUUACGUAUUAUCAAUAUUUGGAUCAUCUAUAUUUGACAAGACCACCUUUAGACUGCUACAGUCAGUUCUCCAAAGGCUACGAAGAUUAUUUACAAUGUCCUUUACAGCCUCUUAUGGACAAUCUUGAAUCACAAACGUAUGAAGUGUUUGAAAAAGAUCCCGUCAAGUACAAUCAAUAUCAAGAGGCUAUAAGACAGGCGCUCAUUGACCGUGUAUCGGAUAAAAGUAUAGAGUCGGCAGUCACGGUAGUGAUGGUUGUCGGAGCGGGUCGUGGCCCACUCGUCAGAGCUUCGUUUGCCGCCAGUAAAGCAUGCGGUCAUGCCAUAAAAGUUUACGCGAUCGAGAAAAAUCCAAACGCUGUUGUGACAUUGCUCACACUUAAACAAGAGGAAUGGGGCGAUAACGUGAUUGUCGUGUCCUCGGACAUGCGCGAAUGGAAUGCUCCUGAAAAGGCAGACAUCUUGGUCAGUGAACUGUUGGGGUCAUUUGGGGAUAAUGAAUUAUCGCCGGAGUGUCUGGAUGGUGCUCAACGCUUUUUAAAGGAUGAUGGCAUAUCAAUCCCAGAAUCCUAUACUUCAUAUUUGGCGCCAUUGUCGUCGGCCAAACUUCAUUACGAAGUAUCUCAAUGUCGCGAACCAAAUAAAGGACCACAGGCCCCAUUUGAAACACCUUACGUUGUGAGACUUUGUAAUGUUGACAUUGUCGCUGAACCCAAGGCUUGUUUUCAUUUCUCCCAUCCAAAUAAAGAUGUCCCCAUCGACAACAGCCGUGCGGCAACAAUUGAUUAUCAAAUGCAGAACUCCUGUCUUAUACAUGGUUUUGCCGGUUUCUUUCGAACGGUUUUGUACAAAGAUUUAUUUUUAAGCAUCGUUCCCGAAGAUCAUUCAGAAGGAAUGUUCAGUUGGUUUCCUAUUUUUUUCCCAGUUCAGCAUCCAAUCUACUUGCCAGAGAACUCCUUCUUACGUGUUCAUUGCUGGCGAAAGGUUUCACGGACCAAGAUCUGGUACGAAUGGUGUAUUUCAAAACCACACACCAUUCCUAUACAUAAUCCUUGUGGAAGAUCGACUUUCAUCGGGCUCUAACUCAUUUUAUGUACCGUCUUCUUUCAACGGAUGAAAACAAGUUGCCAAAAACUGCACUGAACACUUUCGAAUCGAAUGGAGUGCACAUUUAAACACUGGUUUUCAAUGAACAUUUUUAAGUAUGGUCGGAAUCGCUUGUUGACACUUCGUCUUCAAGAUAGUUCGGCUUGUAUAAAAUGUUAGAUUGUAUUUUAUCUGUAAUAUUGCACAGUAAAUUGUAGAGUUAACGGAUGUAGCAUUUUUUUCGUAGUUGUGAAAUAGAUAUUUCUCCAUCAAAA
Xenia sp. Carnegie-2017 is the source of this 2393-nucleotide messenger RNA. Its product is annotated as protein arginine N-methyltransferase 5-like. The record is from RefSeq and is a predicted model, not a curated record. Bases 184 to 2115 code for a protein of 643 amino acids. Gene Ontology annotation, biological process: regulation of DNA-templated transcription; peptidyl-arginine N-methylation. Lineage: Eukaryota; Metazoa; Cnidaria; Anthozoa; Malacalcyonacea; Xeniidae. Gene Ontology annotation, cellular component: cytosol; nucleus. The transcript is spliced from 21 exons.